This is a messenger RNA of Panonychus citri (citrus red mite), 4421 nucleotides long. RefSeq lists its product as uncharacterized. Gene Ontology annotation, cellular component: plasma membrane. The coding region runs from base 66 to 4325 and encodes 1419 amino acids. The transcript has 6 exons. Lineage: Eukaryota; Metazoa; Arthropoda; Arachnida; Trombidiformes; Tetranychidae. The record is from RefSeq and is a predicted model, not a curated record.
CUGUGUUUGCGAAAAAAAUAAUUAUAUAACUAAAGGAGCGUUUUCUUCCCGUUAACAUAACCACCAUGUCCUCGUUUCACCAACAAUUUACAUGGAAAGUUUUAACUGUCUACCUUUUCCUUUGUGUAAAUGUUUCACUUUGCCUCGAGAUUGAUUGUAAUCGUACUUAUACCGGAACAAUUGGUACAAAGUACCCUCUUUAUCUUAAAGAGCCCAUUCAAAAGUUUGCCGCUUUCAACUGUCAGGUUACAUUUUCAGCACUUGGGUCAACUCAUGGAGAUAUUAUUGAACUUUCAAUUCUUUCAUUUCAAGUUGGCUAUUUUCCAGUAACGAAGGAGUUUCCAGUCUGCGAAUAUGGUUAUGUAAGAAUUCAUGAGAAACAGAUCAAGAAACCUGCCAAUGUAUCAUCAUCUUCAUCUUCCCCACUUUCUGAAGCUUCAUCAUCACAACCAUCAUCAUCAUCAUCUUCUUCUUCUUCAUCAUUUUCCUCACAAGCGAUACCUUCAGUUGCAGAGAACUCAAAUGUUGGCAAAUUUUGUGGACAACUAAUGAGUCGACGAGCAACUUUUUACAGCCAAGGAAACAAUUUAACUCUGACCAUUUCAUUACAAGAGGGAAGAGCUUUUUUCAGCCAAUAUCUACCAUUGAAUAUCUACCUGACGUACAGAUUUUUACCAGUCAACUUUUUCACCUCCACAACCAUCAACCCAACCUCAGCAAUAAUCACAAGAGAAAAUAAUAAAUCACGUUCAUCAAACACUCCAGGUUCACCACCCACAGAAUCCAGAAUUAAAUUACCUGGAAUAAUAUCAUCACCAUGUAACCAAAUUUUUGAUGAUUGUCUAGAUUCCAAUAAUAAUAAUAAUAAUAAAUGUCGCCUUCUAUCACCCAAUUAUCCUGGAUUCUAUCCUAGAAAUGUAACCUGCCAUUAUCUUAUAAAACAGAAACUAAAUCAAACUCGAAAUGUAAACGGAUUAAAACCUCGAAUCACAAUUAAUCAGUCAAAUGAAUACAAAAUUUCAAUAUUUUCCGGUUCAACGUCAACUUCCACCGGUAAACAAACACGAACUGGCCUCAUAUCAGAUUGUCCAUUGGACAAGGUAAUCGUCUACGAUGGUCCAACCACGAAAUCGCCUCGUCUCCUUCAAUUCUGUGGCACUGGUAAUUUACCACCGAUAACAUCAUCAAAAGGAGAAAUGCUUUUAGUACUUAUAAGUGUUUCUGAUAAUGCUUUGUCUGAUUCACGAUUCGAGAUAGACAUUAGUAUAAAACUGACCAAGGAAGAGUCAACAUCUUUUGGGUUAUCAUCAUCUUCACCUUAUCAUUUAUCAUCAUCAUUGUCUUCAUCACCUUCAGAGCCUUUUAGUUUACCACCGUCUUCAAUAGUUAACGGUGAGAAUGGUCAACCUCGACUACCUUUAAAUAUUAAUCAAAGAUACCAAGAGCAAUCAUCUAUUAAUAAAUGUGAAUAUAUUUACAAUGGGUCAAGUGGAUCUCGAAGUGGUCAAUUUGAAGGUUCACUUCAACCAUCAACUUCACAGAAUACAAGUUGUACUUAUCAAUUUAUGUCCAUAAAUAGUUUUGAUAAAAUUUGGUUACAAUUUAUAUCUUAUUUUACUGAGGACUCUCAUCCUUGGUCAUCAGAGGAAAAAUGUGACUCUGGUGAGCUUCAGAUUACUGAAAUAGUGACCAAUGGUCAACAAUAUUUACCAUCAUUGAGAAAAAAAUCUCCCAAUGGUAAUGCAACCAUUAGAUUGAUUGGUCAUUUUUGUGAGAAAAGUUCACCCAAAAUAUGUGGCCGAGCUUCAGUUCAUAAUAUCAACAAUAAUUAUCGUUCAACGAAUCAUCUCAAGUUACCUGUUAAUCCUAAUCCAAUUGAUUCAGUUAUUAAUCCAACGGUUCCAUGCUCAUAUCCUAAAGAAUCAUAUAUUUCCAAAGGUUCUAAUCUGAUGAUUAGUCAAUUUCAACGUCGUCUUCCAGGUUUAACUUAUAUACCGACAAAAUUUACCGCUCGAUAUGAAUUUAUAGAUACUUAUGAAUCAGGUGAUCCAAUUAUUGGUACACUUUGUGAUCGUCGAUUUGAUUCAAUUAAAUCAUCUACCGGUACAAUCCGAUCAUCUCGUAACCUUUUCUUUUAUGGUCGAGGUGGAAAUCGAGAUGUUUCAUGUUCAUAUUAUUUCAAUGGUCGAGUAGGUGAAAAAUUAAUUCUCAAAAUAACUUCACUAAAAUUGACAUCAGCUUCUCAAUUGUGUCGACAAUCAACUAAUGAUCCAAUUCAAACCUAUUCUUGUAUCUCACCUUUAAAUCCAUCCUCAUCUUCAUCUCAAUCAAUUUCCACUUCACCACUUUCAACAUUAACCAAAACUAAAUCAACUUUUGGAUUAAGAGGGAAAGAUAAUCAAUUGAAACAAUCUUCAUAUUCAUCUAAAGGUUUUACUUUAACUAAAACAAGAGCUUCAGCAUCCUUAUCAUCCGUAUCAUCAUCAUCUUUAUCUUCAUCGACUUUAAGGGUUUAUGAUAGUGUGACAAAUGAGCUAUUAAGUGUCGCUUGCUUCUGUGAUUCAACCAAUUUAACAGUUAAUCUGAAAACACCAAUAAUAUUGAAUCUAAUUGGAUCACAAUCGGUCCUUAAUUUUACGAUAAUCGGUAUGAACUUUAAUCAAGAUUAUAAUGAUUUCCAUUUUGAAGGGAAAUAUGAGUUUAUUGAUAACAACUAUUGCUCAUCUCAUUCAAUUGAUUCAACCCAAACCGACCUUGAAAGUGAGGGUUCAAUUAGUUAUCAAGUGCCUUCUGACCUUGACUGGUCAACCAAUAGUCAAUUUAAAUGUCGAUGGAUUUUCAUUUGGUAUCCAAAUAAAUUUGUUUCACUUCGGUUUGAUGGAUAUCGUCCUAAAAGAGAUCAACGAUGUGAGGGGAAAAAUCGAAUAGUAAUUUAUUGGGAUUCACCAUGGAGGCCAAUGGCCACAGUCUGUGCUCGUAACAGUUCAAUUGUUCAACGAGUUGGAGGAAACGGAAAUGAUCAAGUUGAGACUAUCAACUUAUCUCUAUCAUUAAUGCAAUCAUCAUCAUCAUCAUUUGGAACAUCAUUUCCAUCCAGCCAAUCAAACAGUUCAACAUCAAUGAAGCGUCGACCAUCAUCAUCAUCAUCAUCGUCAUCAAUUUCAUCCUCAUCAUUAUCGACAUCAUGGAAUCAUAAUGAUAACAAUCAUUUAUCAUCACUAUUAUUACCUCAAGAUGUUAAUCGUUUCCAAUGGAAAUCACAAGAUAAUCUUUAUCCAUCCUCAGCUAUAUCCUUUUUCAAUUCCUCUUCCCUUAGGGUGAUCAUUGAGAUUAUCGCUGAAACACCUUCAGCUCACUUUAAUUUCCACUGGUUAACUCAUAAAAGUCCACCACCCACCCACCAGAAAGCGGAAACAAGUGAAACCUUACGAAACACUGAUUGUCUCUACAAAUGUCCAGAGCUUAACUUUUGUCUAAGCCCUGAUCUACUCUGUGAUGGAGUUAAACAUUGUCCCUCCGGUUAUGAUGAGUCAAAUGUAUUUUGCUCCUCAUCUUCACUAAUUGCUACACUUUUUUUUACUCUUAUCAUAAUGAUACUUGCAGUCGGUGGCAUAUUUUAUAGUAUUAUCCGAUCCUUACGCCGUCGAUCCUCACAGUCAACAUCGAUUCAUGAUAUUGGCUCAUGUUUACCUCCGACAACAAUUUUUGGCUCUCUAGAGGAAACUGCAAGCGGUUCAAUAGGUAGAGAGUCAAGUUCAGUUUCUUCUGGAUCAUUUUCAAAUUUUACUCAUUUAACAUCUUCAUCAACUAAUCGUCCACCCUCAUUAACAUCCAAAUAUAUGCUACCUAAUCAUCAGCUACAAUUGCAAAAUCAGCAACAUCAUCAUGGUUCCACUCUAUCAACUAUCGAUGAAUUUGAAUUUCACUCUUCCCUGGGUGGACCGCUUAUCCCCUCUGGUAAAUUGAAUACACAAUCAACAGAUUUCUCAUCACUUUUAUCGUCCAGUUCUCCCUCAUCAUCUGAACAUUCAGCGAAUCAAAGACCUUUGACACUUUCAAUAACAAACCUUAAAAAUGACUCUUACUGCGGAAAUGUGAAUUUUCAACCUUUCGAUAACCCAAAUAAUAGUCAAAAUUACACAAGUCACCAUCUGAGAAAGCAUAACAAUAAGCACACUCUCUCAUACCGGCACCUCCAUCAGCACAGCCAUUACCAGCAGUCGUCAAUCAAUACGAUUCAAUCUCCCACCAAUUCAACCUUUUCACCUCACCACAAUUCACAAACAACAUCAUUCACCUCAUCAUCGUCAACAUCAACCUCUUGAAACUUUUUGUUUAAAUUGAUGUUAUAAUAUGAUUAUAAGAAAACUUGAUUAUUGCUUUUCGACAGAUUUUAACUCAAUCAAUUGAGAUAAUUUACC